This is a messenger RNA of Neoarius graeffei (lesser salmon catfish), 1593 nucleotides long. RefSeq names its product solute carrier family 32 member 1 (gene slc32a1). Gene Ontology annotation, cellular component: vacuolar membrane. Bases 1 to 1593 code for a protein of 530 amino acids. Lineage: Eukaryota; Metazoa; Chordata; Actinopteri; Siluriformes; Ariidae. Gene Ontology annotation, biological process: amino acid transmembrane transport. The transcript has 2 exons. The record is from RefSeq and is a predicted model, not a curated record. Gene Ontology annotation, molecular function: amino acid transmembrane transporter activity.
AUGGCUACAUUAAUUCGAAGCAAGAUUUCCAACAAACUGUCCAACGCAGCUUCGACGGUUACUAAUAAAUCUCAGGCGAAGGUAAGUGGUCUCUUCGCCAGAAUGGGCUUCCAGGCUGCCACUGAUGAAGAAGCAAUGGGAUUUGCAGCCUGUGAUGAUCUGGACUAUGACCACAGGCAAGGACUGCAGAUGGACAUUCUAAAAAAUGAGGAAAUGGGGGAAGAGGUCGGCGUUGAUAACGUGGGAGAUGAAAAUAUGGAAGGGGACAGUCAUUAUCAGAGAGAUGGCACAGGUCCCCCACCCUCUGUGGCAAAAGAUGGCGGUAUCUGUAAUGAAUUUGGAUCUCCAGAUAAACCGAAAAUCACUGCUUGGGAGGCAGGAUGGAACGUCACUAAUGCCAUCCAGGGAAUGUUCGUACUUGGGUUACCAUACGCCAUUCUCCACGGUGGAUAUCUCGGACUUUUUCUUAUCAUUUUCGCUGCCGUUGUAUGUUGUUACACAGGAAAAAUCCUAAUCUCUUGCCUCUAUGAAGAAAACGAAGACGGACAGCUCGUGAGAGUGAGAGACUCGUAUGUUGACAUUGCCAAUGCCUGCUGCGCGCCCAGAUUUCCGGCACUAGGAGGUCACAUCGUGAAUGUAGCCCAAAUAAUUGAGCUCGUCAUGACUUGCAUUUUAUACGUCGUAGUGAGCGGUAACCUAAUGUACAACAGCUUUCCAACCCUUCCCGUCUCCCAGAGGUCAUGGGCCAUCAUUGCCACCGCCGCGCUUCUGCCUUGCGCCUUUCUUAAAAACUUAAAAGCCGUCUCCAAGUUCAGCUUGCUUUGCACUCUCGCUCACUUCGUGAUCAACAUACUUGUGAUAGCCUACUGCCUGUCUAGAGCACGAGACUGGGCCUGGGAUAAGGUUAAAUUCUACAUCGACGUGAAGAAAUUCCCUAUCUCUAUUGGUAUCAUCGUCUUCAGCUAUACCUCACAGAUCUUCUUGCCAUCGUUGGAGGGUAACAUGCAGAAACCUAGCGAGUUCCACUGCAUGAUGAACUGGACUCAUAUUGCCGCAUGUAUUCUUAAAGGCCUAUUUGCUCUAGUGGCGUAUCUGACGUGGGCAGAUGAAACCAAAGAAGUUAUCACAGACAAUUUGCCGUCCGGUAUCAGGGCCGUUGUCAACAUUUUCCUGGUGGCUAAGGCCCUGCUGUCAUAUCCGUUGCCGUUUUUUGCUGCUGUUGAGGUACUAGAGAAGACUUUUUUUCAGGAUGGACGACGCGCGUUUUUCCCAGAUUGCUAUGGGGGCGACGGACGCCUCAAAUCCUGGGGUCUAACUCUGCGAUGUGGCCUUGUGGUGUUCACGAUGUUAAUGGCAAUAUAUGUGCCGCAUUUCGCAUUACUGAUGGGGUUAACGGGCAGCCUGACGGGCGCCGGCUUGUGUUUUCUUCUCCCUAGUCUCUUUCACCUCAAGCUGCUUUGGAGGAAGUUGCUUUGGCACCAAGUCUUUUUCGAUGUCGCUAUAUUUGUUAUUGGAGGUAUAUGCAGUAUUUCUGGUUUCAUUCAUUCAAUGGAAGGUCUCAUUGAAGCGUUCAAAUACAACAUACAUGAUUAG